Molecule: messenger RNA, 2088 nt
Organism: [Candida] anglica
Lineage: Eukaryota; Fungi; Ascomycota; Pichiomycetes; Serinales; Debaryomycetaceae
Source: the annotation of a GenBank genome assembly
AUGAGCACAUUAUCACGAAUACUAGGGCAAACCCCGAGGUUUUCCUUUUUCAAUGAGCUCAUUGCUGUGUCAUCAGUACUGGCACUGCUGAACUAUGACUUGUUCAAGAUCAGCAAAACUGUGGACGGAAUCAUUGAGUACUUGGAAGAAGUACUACAUCUGUUUGAACAGGCCCGACGGUUAGAUCAACUGUCACAAAAUGAUUUGGAUUGGAUCUUUGAAGGUAAAGAUGGACUUAUGGAUAUCAUAAAAAACUUGGAGAGCAUUGAUGGGAUAAUAUCGCAAUUACUUAACGUUGUGGAUGCUUCUCCCCAGAUCCCGAGAACGUUACAACUCUUGCAUAAGUUUGAAAGAACAAGCGACCUAUUGUUGGAUGUUAAGAAACAUUCUAUUGUUUAUAAGAAAAAACUUGAUGUAUCAAUACAUUUUAAAGAUUUGGAUGGGGUGAUCAAAAGUUUAGUUUUAGAAAUGAAUCUGUGUCUGAAUAUGCUAUUACAAUUAAGAUCUGAUGGGAAAAAGAAUCAUAAAAAUGGAAUUGAUAAUGGCGAUACAUUAGAAACAAUCGUUGAACAAAUGAAAAGCAGUGGAGGUGGACAAUUGAAGCUCCCGACAGAUGAAGUUCUCUAUAGUCAAUGGUUAGAGUUACAAUCUCGAGUGAAACCAUUGGAAGUUUCUUUACAAUUUCUUCCGGUAAGAAUUGAAGAAAUGCAAACAAUUUGUAAGUCACUUACUAAUAAACUGAUAAUUGAUUUUCCUAAACGGAAAUUGGAUGAUAAUUAUGCAAAUUUGGUCAAUAAAUCAAAUUCUCUUCGAAAACAACUUGAAGAUGUCAGACAAGAGAUAUUUGCCAGUAAAUGGCAUGAUUUAUUCGAGUUUUUAAUACGUAAAACAUCUGAAAUGUGUAUGGAGUUAUUAUUGCAGGUCAAACAACAGGACAAAAGCGAAGAUAUUGGGUCCAAUUAUCGGCUUUGUUCGAACGCCAUUACCAUAAUUAAUAAGGCAUUUGCUGAAGAAAAAAUUACUGGAGAUACAUCUCUAAUUAUUGAAUUUAAUGAUAAUUUGAUUCCUAAGUGGCAAACUCUCAAUGAAGAGAUGUCUAACCAAUCCAAUCAUGAGCCCGUAGGUGGUCUGAAACUCAAAAGUUUGCCCGUGGGUGUCAGAAAUAGCGCUAUACUCAAACCAUACCAUAUAGUUCGGAAAAGUCCAACCCCAGAAGCAGAAAUUAAUCCAACUGCUGAAAAUGGAUUUGGAAUUGAUUUCGGUGUUGGUGUAAAGGCUAUUGAUCCAACAAAAGUCCCAUAUAGUAUCCAACAAAAGGAUAAAGUUAGAGAUAUAUUUGCUCACCGGAAAUCCCAACCAAAGGGUAAAGAACUUAUGAUGAAAUUAGCUAAAACUGAAGAUGAAGAAGAAAUUGUUCAUAAUAGAUCAAUGACGGAUUUGGAUUUUGAUGAAGAAGAGGAUGAAGAUGAUGAUGAUGAUGACACUAGUACUCUUGUUACAACGUCCAAGACUAGAUUUACUUCAUUCGAAGAUAAAGACAUUUCUCGAGGACUUUCUAGGCUUAGUGUUGAUGAAACACUUGGUAAGCAAGUCCUGUGGGAUUUCUUGAGAAACCAUAAGUCAGAUUCACCAUCUAGAAUUCCAUUAAUUGUAGUUGAUUUCCAUCUUAAAGGAUUUCCACGAAUUCAUAAAUUAAUUAGCCCUUGGUCAAGAAUUCCUACCAUUAGCCCAAAUCAUCCAGUUUUCCAUUCCGCUACUCCAAAGAUUAGACUAAAAUUAAAACCUCCUGCAAUGAUUGUGCGAGACAAAGUUUUCCAAUCACCUUCACCUAGAAAUGGAAAUUCAGAUGAUAAUGAUGAUGAUGUAUUCAGGAAACCAACCCGUAGACCGUCGACCAUUGACUCAUCCAAGCAUAUCUUGAGACCAGCUAGAUCUAUGUCGUCGCUUACAAAGACACCAGAACUCAAGUACGAAUCUCCCACUUGGCGUUCAACUUCGCCUGAAAGACCUACCUCCUCUAUUGGUUCACGCUAUGACGAUAAACACUUGUUACAACCAUUAACCAGUCCCAAGCCGGGCUGGAGAUAA